AGAGUAUAAUAACAUACGUACUUUGAGUUACACUUGAAACAUUGUAUUUUGUGAAUUGUGAGAUGAUUGUAAACACAAUAUUUUAGAGAAAUUAUUUAUAGCUUUACUAAUUAUUAAACUUAAGAAUUUGUUAUUUCUAUUAAUAUUAUACUAGCGACAUAGGGUAUCUACAGAGAUGUCGAAGAAAAGUAUUGAAGACCUUGAUUUAUACUCAAUACUUGAUGUAAAAAUUACAGCCACUGAUUCUGAGAUCAAAAAAGCCUAUAGAAAAAAGGCAUUACAAUGUCACCCUGAUAAAAAUCCUGAUGAUCCAAAAGCUGCUGCAGCCUUUCAUGAAUUAUCUCAAGCAUUAGAAAUAUUGACCGAUAAAUUAGCUCGCGACGCAUAUGAUAAAGUUAUAAGAGCUAAAGAAGCAGCUAAGUUACGGCACCAAGAGUUGGAUAGUAAAAGACAAAAAUUAAAAGAAGAUUUAGAGAAGCGAGAAAAGGAAGCAAACUCAAAUAGAGAGACAAAGUUAACUUGUGAGCAAAAACUUGCAGCUGAAAUUGAACGUUUACAAAGAGAGGGUAGUAGAUUGUUAUUAGAAGAGCAACAGAGAGUUAAGGAGGAAAUACAGAGGACACUUGGUAAAAUAAAUCAACCUGUCUGGGACUCGACUCUAAACAGAAUUAAAAUUAAAUGGAAAGCAGACAAAAAUGAUCCAGAUAAUGGUGGAUAUAAUGAAACAAAUUUAAGACGUUUUUUGAGAAAGUAUGGAGAUAUUGUAGCUUUAAUUGUAUCACCAAAGAAAAAGGGCAGUGCUCUUGUAGAAUUUGCUACAAAAGAAGCAUCUGAAAUGGCUGUGGAGUUAGAAAAAGGUUUAGCAGAAAAUCCCUUAUCAUUAAAGUGGCUUAAUGAUAGACCAAUUCUGACAACCAAAAAAAAGCCAGAAGAACCCUCCCUCAUAUCAGAUAGAGACUAUGAAUCAGUAGUAUUGGCGAAGCUACGACAAGCUGCUGAAAGACAAAAAUUAAUAGAAGAAUUGAUGAAGGAAGAACAAGGAACAUAAGACAGAAUUUGAAAUAAGUAAUGUUAAAAAUAAAUUAUUUAUUAACUCAAAAA
Molecule: messenger RNA, 1101 nt
Organism: Leptidea sinapis
Lineage: Eukaryota; Metazoa; Arthropoda; Insecta; Lepidoptera; Pieridae
Gene: DnaJ-15
Product: dnaJ homolog subfamily C member 17
Exons: 3
Coding region: 176-1048 (290 amino acids)
Biological process (GO): spliceosomal complex disassembly
Cellular component (GO): spliceosomal complex
Molecular function (GO): RNA binding
Source: RefSeq, a predicted model, not a curated record